Lucilia cuprina (Australian sheep blowfly) is the source of this 7703-nucleotide messenger RNA. RefSeq names its product hemicentin-1 (gene ed). Lineage: Eukaryota; Metazoa; Arthropoda; Insecta; Diptera; Calliphoridae. The record is from RefSeq and is a predicted model, not a curated record. Bases 1674 to 5492 code for a protein of 1272 amino acids. The transcript is spliced from 9 exons. Gene Ontology annotation, molecular function: cell adhesion molecule binding. Gene Ontology annotation, cellular component: cell-cell junction. Gene Ontology annotation, biological process: cell-cell adhesion.
UAUGUACCUUUAGUUAAGCGAAAGAUCUCUGUUGCAACGGACUGACGUUACGGAUGGCAACGGUAUUUGCGUACGAUUUUCUUGGAUUAUUUGAGUUUUUUGUUUCUGUAGUUCUUUCUACAUGAAAUUUAUAAUUGUUUGCCUUUUAUGCUCUCAACAAAAACAAACGAAAUAAAGUGUAAUAAUUGGAAAAAAUCAUUAAAACCAGAAAAAGUAAACAAAUUUAUUAAAUGUUUUGUGUUUCAAAUAGAAAAAAAUAAUUAAUAAUUUAGAGAAAUAAAAACAAAACUACUUAAGAAAUGGAUACAACAAAUAUCAAGAGGAUUAUAAAACCGUUAAUUUUACAAUAAAAUAAAAACAACAAAUACCUAUGUAAAGCAGUGUAAAACAAUAAAUUACUAAAAGAUCGAAAGAAAAAGGUUUCAUAUUGAAACAAACACAUUAUUACAAAAGGAGUCGAGUUUUUGAAUAAUAAAAAAAUAAUAGAAAAAGAAAACAUAGUAUAAAAUAACAAAAUAUAAUGAAAAAUAAGAAUAAAAUAUAAAUAAGAAAAUAUAAAAAUAAUAUAAUAACGACAAGAAAUAAAUGAAGAAGUGCAUUGAAAAUAUAAGAAAGAAAAGAAAAACAACAAGUCAACAAGUUUGAGACCAGUUUAAAUAAAGUGAAACGUGCAUAAAAAAGGGGUUUAAACCCGAGUGUGUGAGUUUGUAUAAGAAAACAAUUUUUUUGUUCCAUAAAAAUACAAGAAGCCAUUUUGUUAUUUUCCCAAGAAGAAAAAAAUCUAUAAAAGAAUUUAUGAAAAAAGAGGUUGUAUUUUGUUUAAGGAAACUCAAAUAAAAAACAUUAUGACCUAAAAAUAGGAAAAGUAUUUUUUUUUUGUAAUAAUUGAAAAAAGCUUUGAAAAACAUAAUGGCUAGCAAAAUGUCACUAAAAACUUAGCAGUGAGUGAGUGGUUUCUUUAAUCUAAACCAUAAAUUUAAUACUACCAACUAAAAUUAAUGUAUUAAUAAAUUACAUUAUUACAAAAUAUAGUGCAAUAAAUUUUGUAAAAAUAUCUAACUGAAAUAGCAACAUCAACAACAACCACAACAGCACCUAGUGUUUAACAACAACCACCUAAAUAAAUGUUUUAACAAGUUUCAAACUAUUUAAAAGCUUUAAUUUUAUUUCAAACGAAAAUUAUUCGUUUUUUAUUUUCAUUAUUAAAAAUUUUGUUUUUAACAUUAAACUGAACUGAAUUUUUAAAUUUAUAAACUAAUCUAAGACUAGAGUAUGAAUAAAGUGCAACUUCGACUGAAAUUAUCCUUUACCUAUCGUCUCUCUGUCAUUUGUGUUUAAAUUGCAACAAACAAAACCAAACGUUUGCAAACAAUUUCAGCAACAUUAACCUCGAAUAUAGACAGAGUGAGUUUGAAACCAACUGCAAACAUAUUCAAAAUAUUCUCUGUUUUGCGGCAUAAACUUUCGACUGCAAUAGACAGCGGCAUUUGUUGUCAUCAUCAUUAUUAUCUGCCGCAUCAACCAGCAGCAUCAUUUUUAGCAUUGUUUGACAUCUAACAAUUUUACUCAACUUUUGCAACAACAAAUCGCAGAGAUUUGUACUAUAGCAACUGCAGCUAAAACUAAUAUUACUACAACAAAAUUAGCAACUUUUUAAAGCCCCGUACAACAACAUGAUGGCAACUUGGAAAUACUUUUUGAUCGCUUUAACUGUUCUUUCGUUAACACUGGCAGAUGAAUCUCUAGAUACACGAGAAAAUACAGAUCUCACAUUAAAAUGUCGUUUUACAGAGCAAUACGAUGCUGAGGAUUUCUCAUUUUACUGGGCAAGAUGGACGGCGAAUCCGGUACAAUUUGAAAAUGUUGCCAUCGGUGAUGUGCAAUUAAAUUCAGGUUAUCGGCUUGAUUUUCGUCCUAAGAGUGGCAUUUACGAUUUGCAAAUUAAAAAUGCUUCAUACAAUCGUGACAAUGGUCGCUUUGAGUGCCGUGUUAAGGCCAAAGGCACAGGAGCCGAUGUGCAUCAGGAAUUUUAUAAUUUAACUGUACUUACACCACCACAUCCGCCCGUUAUAUCACCUGGCAGUAUUGCCAUUGCUACCGAGGACAAAGCCAUGGAAUUGACUUGCAGUAGUAUUGGUGGUUCACCCGAUCCCAUGAUAAGCUGGUAUCGCGAGGGCAACAAUGCUUUACUGCAAGCUGUUGUACUUAAAGGAGGCUCAAAGGAUCAACCCACCAAUGCAACACUAUCCAUUCUACCACGUCGCGAGGAUGAUGGUGCCAAAUAUAAAUGUGUUGUUUGGAAUCGUGCCAUGAAUGAGGGACAGCGCUUGGAAACCACAGCCACGUUAAAUGUUAAUUAUUAUCCACGCGUUGAAGUUGGUCCAGAGAAUCCACUGCGUGUGGAACGUGAUCGUACUGCCAAAUUGGAGUGUAAUGUUGAUGCUAAACCUAAGGUACCUAAUGUACGUUGGACACGCAAUGGUCGGUUCAUUAGCUCCAGUCUUACUCACACAAUACAUCGUGUAAGCAUACAAGAUGCUGGUAAAUAUACAUGCUCGGCCGACAACAAUUUGGGUAAAACGGGAGAGCAGGAACUGAUAUUGGACAUUUUGUAUCCACCCACUGUAGUUAUUGAGUCGAAAACACGUGAAGCGGAAGAAGGCGAUACAGUCAAUAUACGUUGUAAUGUCACAUCUAAUCCGGCACCCAUAACUGUGGAAUGGCUUAAGGAAGGUUCUCCUGAAUUCCGUUACUCCGGUGAUGUUUUAACUUUAUCUUCGGUGAGAGCAGAAAAUGCUGGCAACUAUAUUUGCAGAGCCGUAAAUAUUAUACAUUCACAUGGUCAAGAGAGAAGUGAACGUAUUGGAAAUUCUACUGUAGCCCUGUUGGUACGUCAUCGUCCUGGUCAAGCUUAUAUUACACCCAAUAAGCCGAUUGUGCAUGUUGGAAAUGGUGUCACCUUAACAUGUUCGGCAAAUCCUCCCGGCUGGCCUGUUCCCCAAUAUCGUUGGUUCCGUGAUAUGGAAGGUGAAUUUUCUGCCACACAGAAAAUCUUGGCUCAAGGUCCACAGUAUUCCAUACCCAAGGCACACUUGGGCAACGAGGGCAAAUAUCAUUGUCAUGCCGUUAAUGAAUUGGGUAUUGGUAAAAUGGCCACCAUAGUUUUGGAAAUUCAUCAACCUCCACAGUUUUUAGCCAAACUGCAACAACAUAUGACCCGCCGUGUUGCUGAUACCGAUUAUGCUGUAACAUGUAGCGCUAAAGGUAAGCCAGCACCCACCGUGAGAUGGUUAAAAGAUGGCGUGGAGAUUCUGCCGGAAUUAAAUUUGUACGAAGUAGUAACAAAUCCCGAUCAAGGUCCCAAUGGCAUGGUAACUGUUCAGAGCAUGUUGAAAUUCCGCGGUAAAGCCAGACCCAAUAGCAAUCAAUUAGUGCCCAGCGACAGAGGUCUUUACACUUGUUUGUAUGAAAACGAAGUAAACUCAGCCAACUCGAGUAUGCAAUUACGUAUUGAACAUGAACCAAUUGUUUUGCAUCAAUACAACAAAGUGGCUUUCGAUAUACGCGAAACCGCUCAAGUGGUGUGUAAAGUACAAGCCUAUCCCAAACCAGAGUUCCAAUGGCAGUUUGGCAAUAACCCUUCACCUUUAACCAUGUCUUCGGAUGGUCACUAUGAAAUCAGUACCACUACCGAUAACAAUGAUAUCUAUACCUCCGUUUUACGUAUUAAUUCAUUGACUCACGCCGAUUACGGUGAAUAUACUUGCCGUGUUGUAAACUCUUUGAAUACGAUCAGAGCACCCAUACGUCUUCAACAAAAGGGUGCUCCAGAAAAGCCCACUAAUACACGUGCCACAGAUGUAGGUUCAAAUUAUGUUACUCUAGCUUGGGAUCCCGGUUUUGAUGGUGGCAUUAGUAAUACACAAUUCUUUGUUAGCUACAGACGCGUACCCAUGCCGAGGGAGGAACAGUUAAUACCGGAUUGUGCUACUCUAGCUACUAGUAAUACAGAAUGGAUGGAAUUCGAUUGCCACCGUGAUAAUCCUUGCAAAGUGACGCCUUUAGAUCAACAUCAAAGUUAUGCUUUUAAAGUGAACGCUUUGAAUACCAAGGGCAACUCACCUUACUCUAAUGAUAUUUCUAUCACCACUAAAGUAAGCAAAAUACCACCUCCUCUACAUGUGACAUAUGAUCCCAAUUCCCGUACCUUGGGAAUAAAUGUUGGUGCUACCUGUUUGUCUUUAAUUGCUGUGGUAGAGUCAAUGGUGAAUAGUGAUACACCCAUGGCAGCUUGGGAAGUUAUAGAUCAAGUGAAUUUGCAAUUGUCCGGCAACGGUCCUACCUUUAAAGAAACCGUACUGGAUCGUUUGAUUGCACCUCGUCGUAGCACAGCUGGCAGAGCUUUAGGCCAUUCCGUGAACGAGGAUGAUGAUGAUAGCAUGAACUCUUUGGCUUUGGAAGAUGAGAACAGUCCUACUGUUCGCGUCAAAUUAUGUCUGCGUUCCAAUCAUGAACACUGUGGUGAAUACGCAGAUGCUGAAAUUGGUCGCUCUUAUAUUGCCGAAGCCUCCGCCUUGGCCACACCUACUUUAAUCGCUAUAAUUGUUUCAUGCAUUGUUUUUGCCUUGUUUGUUGGAUUGCUGUUGAUGUUCUGUCGUUGCAAACGCAAUCAAUCGAAAAAGAGUGCUGCUGCCAAGGAUUACGAAAUGGAUUCUGUCCGGCCGUCCAUUGUUGCUGCUCAACAGAGUCAAGCGCCACCACCUUACUAUCCAGCAAGUGGUUUGGACAACAAAGCUCUUGAACACUCUAUGGAUUUGGCAUUGAGUAUGGAGGAGCAAAAGAGUGCCUUGUAUGCCACACAAAAUGGUUACAGUUAUCAUCCCAGCACAGGUGUGGUUGGUGGUGGUAUCGGUAUACCCGGUCAUACGAUACCUGGCAAUGAAUGGGUAAAUAUGGGUUAUAUCGAAAACAACUAUUCGAACUCGAACAAUGGUGGCAGUGUCAAUUCACAGGACUCUUUGUGGCAGGUGAAAAUGUCAGGCGCCGCAGGUAAUCAACAGAAUAUGAUGCCAGUAUCGCACAACAAUUAUGUUGAACAACAGCCCACCUAUGGCUAUGAUCCAUUGACACAUGGUGGUUAUGGCGGCGUCGACGAUUAUGCACCCUAUCCACAGCUGACAGCAACACCCAGCCAACACGGUGAUGAAUAUCAUAAUUUACGCAAUAGCCAAAAUCCAUCUAGACAAGAUUACUGCAGUGAUCCAUAUGCAUCAGUGCAAAAGCCUAAAAAACGUGUUGACCAACAUUUAGAUUCACCAUAUCAUGACGUAAGUGGCCUGCCAAAUCCAUACAAUAUGGAACACAUGGAUCAAGAUGAAGUUAUAUCACCACAACAGCACAUGUCUCUUAGUUACGAUGACAGUUUCGAGGGUGAAUACUCGUCAACACCAAAUUCACGGAAUCGUCGUGUUAUACGUGAAAUUAUUGUAUAAAUUCAUACAAACAUCACUCAUUCUAAAAUACACACCAUACCACAGCCACAACAAACAUUUUUAAAAUAAUUAAACAUUAAAUCAUACAUUCAUUGAUUCAUUAAUUCAUACUAUACAUUCACUUACUAUUAUGUUUUGACAUAUUUUUUUUCAAAAAUCAAAAAUAUUGUAAAUGUUUUUUGUUUUACAAAAAGAAAUCCAACUACUUAAAGGCACUUUGAUGAUAACUGAAAAUAGUUGUAAAUUAAAUCAUCAUUGUUUUUUUAAUUUUUUUAUAUAAAUAUUUAAAAAAAGAUGAAAAAAACAUUGUGCACUUAAUUGUUAUGAAUUUAGCUAAAGUGAAUUGUAAGUGGAAAAAAAAAUAAAUUAUCAUAUUUAAAUGUCCAACUAAAAUCCUACCACUUCUCCCUUAUCCCUCUCAAAAAGUAAAAAGAACAUGUUUAAAUUAUAUUUUAAAAAAAUUUGUUAAUAAAACAAAUUUUAAAAAUUAAUUAAAUACUUAAAUAAAACUAAAAUUACCCACAGAAAAAUGCAUUUGUGCAUUUGUAAUAAAGAACUCUCAUUCAAGCAACUUCAUGUUAAAUUUAAAUUAAUUUUUUAAAGAAAAAAAUUAUCUGCAUUUUGUUUUCGUUAUAAGUCUGUCCAUUUCUUUAUACAUUGUCUAUUUUAUAUUUACAUAAAAUUAUUGUAUAAGUUUGUAACGAAAAAUUAUCAACGAAUUAUGAAAAAAUUUUAUUAUUUUUGUAAUAAAUUUACUUUUUUUAAUUUUUUGAAAGUUGCCAUUUUUUAAAUAUACAUUUUACUUAAUAUUUUUUUAUUUAAAUAAUAAUAAAUAUUUUUUGUUAAUUAUAGUUUUAUAAUAUUAUUAAGUUGAUUUUUUUUUGUCCACAAUUAAAUUAAUUUACACAACAAAUAUAUGAAAAAUAGUAGAGCAAAUAUAACAGAAAACCUUUUUAUUUUCUUUAAGGUUUUUAUAUUUGCUUUGUUCUUCGAUAUCAUAUUGCCCAGUUAUUUUUUUUUUUUAAUAUAAUUAUUAAUUAAAUUAUAUGUUUAUUUUUUAAAUAUUUCAAUAAUUUUACAAAUUGAAAUAAGGUGCCGUUAUGGUUUAGUUAAUUUAAUUUUUUUUCUUUUUUUAACAAAUAUGUAUAAUUAUUAUAAAUUUUCCUAAAGAAACUGAAUUAAAAUGCAUGGAAAAUGCCAGUGGUUGAUAUGCAAAAGUGACUAACCCCAAUAAAGUUUUUUAAUAAAAAAACAAAUGUUUUAAAAGCUGUUAGUUAAUUACUUGUGUCACUAUUUACCGCUGUUAAUAUUUGCUCAAUUUUCAUUAAAGUACUUAAUAGUAAAAACAACACAAUUUCUAAAUUUUCUUAGCAUUUGUAUUUAUUCUUACGUUUUCAAUUUUAAAUAUUUUUUUUGUCAAACCGUUUGUAUGUUGUUUUGUUUUCAUAUUUUCGUCUCUUAAACUAAGUUUUUAUAUUUUUAAAUAGAAAAUAUUAUUUUGUUUUUGUUAUUAGUUAAUGUCAAGCAGCUUCCUGUUCCAUUUCCGGUUUGUUAAGUUUAAUGUUGACACUUGUAUUUUUGGGUUUCAAAGAAUUUUUUUAAACUUUAUUAUCUCAAAGAAUGUUUACUCAAGUGAAUUGGUCUAAGAGAUUGAUUUUUCUAAACUGUUCAUUCAAAAUGCUUCCAAAUUUUAGAAUCUCCCAGUAUAAAGCAACUGAUAAGUUGUACUUAUUUAAAUUUAAUUUAUUUUUAAUUAACUUUAACUAAAUUGCUUUAAAAUUUGUGCAAAAAAAAACUUAUUUCUAAUAUUUUUUAAUUAAAAAAUUCAUAAAAAUCAUCAUUAAAUAUUUGUUUACAAUUUAUGUUAAUCACUUAUGUUUUUUAAUUUAACUCUUAAACUUCCAUUAGCACUUGUUCAACGAAUUAAAUUAAAACUAUACUUGAUAAAACAACAACAAAAAAAUAAAUAAAUGAAACAACAACAAGAAAUCUCCCACAAAAUUGUUAAAAACACUAAAUAAGCGUAAAACUAAACAAAAAAAUAAAUAAAUAAAAAAUUAGUAAUAAGUUAUUUGAUUAAAACAAAACAAAAAAAUUUCUAUAUUUAAGUUAAAAAUUAUAUUUAAGUAAAAAAAAAUAAAAAACGAAAAAAACAACUAGUUAAGCCAUAAAAGAAUUUAGUUAUUAAGUUUAAUUAUCAAAUAAGUAAGA